Messenger RNA from Synchiropus splendidus (mandarinfish), 1746 nucleotides. RefSeq names its product carnosine dipeptidase 1 (gene cndp1). The record is from RefSeq and is a predicted model, not a curated record. Gene Ontology annotation, biological process: proteolysis. Gene Ontology annotation, molecular function: metallodipeptidase activity. The transcript has 12 exons. NCBI's taxonomy places the organism in Eukaryota, Metazoa, Chordata, Actinopteri, Syngnathiformes, Callionymidae. Gene Ontology annotation, cellular component: cytosol. Bases 65 to 1546 code for a protein of 493 amino acids.
CACAGUGCAGAGUCCAUCUGCUGAAAGAGAAGGACACACUGACGUCCAGCAGGGAACCAUCAAGAUGAGAGUCUUUGUGCUGCUGUUCGUCCUGCUGAUUCCUGGUGCCAACGCCUUCCAGUACAGUGAGUUGGCUCAAUAUGUCGAGAGCCAAAAGGAGCGAUACGUAGAGUCUCUCCGUGAGUGGGUCGCCAUCGAGAGUGACUCCAGCAAUGUGCUGAAGCGACCACUACUGCACCACAUGAUGGAGGUGGUUGCUGAGAAACUUCGGUUGAUGAGGGGAAACGUGGAAAUGGUAGACAUUGGAGAGCAGGAGCUCCCCGAUGGUCAAACAAUCGCACUACCUAAAGUUGUCACAGCUCAGUUUGGAAAUGACUCCAACAAGCACACAGUGUGUGUCUACGGCCAUGUGGAUGUGCAGCCCGCAAAGCUGGAGGACGGUUGGCUCACUGAUCCUUAUAAUCUGACCGAAAUCAAUGGGAGCUUGUAUGGAAGAGGAGCGUCGGACAACAAAGCUCCUGUCUUAGCAUGGAUCCAUGCUGUGGAGGCAUACCAGAAACUCAACAUGGACCUGCCUGUUAACGUGAAAUUCGUCAUUGAGGGCAUGGAAGAGACCGGCUCCAAUGGGCUGGAUGCCAUGAUCUUCGCUCAGAGAGACACCUUCUUCUCUGACGUGGAUUACAUCAUUAUUUCAGACUGUGGCUGGCUGAGCAGGCGUCCAGCACUGACCUAUGGCACUCGGGGAAACUGCUACUUCUUUGCAGAGGUUGAAGGCCCUAAGCAGGACUUGCACUCUGGGGUCUAUGGAGGCACUGUGAUAGAACCCAUGACGGAUGUCAUUGGAAUACUUGACACUUUGAUCAGCCCUGCUGGAAAGAUCUUGAUUCCAGGGAUCCGGGAGGCAGUCGCGCCCCUCUCUGAUGAGGAAUGGAAAAUGUACCAGGAUAUAGAGUUUGACAUGGAAAACUACAAGAACAAAAUUGGCGUAAGCCAACUCAUGUACAGCAACAAGGUGGACCUCUUGGCUCAUAGGUGGCGAUACCCAACUGUUUCAAUCCAUGGCAUUGAGGGCGCUUUCUCCGAUCCUGGAACCAAAACCGUUAUUCCAGCGAAGGUGACGGCCAAAUUCUCCAUUCGACAGGUGCCUAACAUGGACCCUGCUCAGGUCAAGAAGCAGGUCACAGACUACCUACACUCAGUGUUUGCAAAGAGAAAGAGUCCAAACAAGCUAAAAGUCACGAUGGUAAUCGGAGCAAAGCCUUGGCUGGCUGAAACUAACCAUCCACUGUAUGAGGCGGGAAAGGCAGCUGUCAAGAGAGUGUUCAACCUGGAUCCUGACUUCAUCCGGGAGGGAGGCACCAUCCCCAUAGCCAGAACCUUCCAGGACGUGACUGGGAAAAGCAUCAUUAUGUUACCGAUUGGGGGUUUUGAUGAUGGACUGCAUUCUCAGAAUGAGAAAAUGAACAGGUACAACUACAUCGAAGGAACCAAGUUGUUUGUCGCUUACCUGAAUGAAGUGGCCCAGAUUAGGGAGAGCACGGUGUGAUGUUUCACUCGGCUUCUUUUCGUCUUACCAAUUUCAUUGUUUUGCAUGUAUCCACUCUCAACUUUAAAUGAUAGGUGCGUGCCAAUUCAAAAGCUUUUCAGCCUUCUGUGUGGUGUGGUGGGGUGCCAGGUGUGUCAACGUGUUAUUCUUAUUCAUACAAUGUACGAUAGCAAGUGAUGAAAUAAAAUCUGCAGAACAUG